Dermacentor andersoni is the source of this 2087-nucleotide messenger RNA. RefSeq names its product serine/threonine-protein phosphatase CPPED1-like. Gene Ontology annotation, molecular function: hydrolase activity. The record is from RefSeq and is a predicted model, not a curated record. NCBI's taxonomy places the organism in Eukaryota, Metazoa, Arthropoda, Arachnida, Ixodida, Ixodidae.
AGUAUAAUUAAUGUCAUGCUAUUUACUUGCGGAAAAUAUUUUUGCAGUUGUAAAUUGGCCGCCUACCUUUCUUUUCCUAGUACACUUUUAUAAAAUGGGGGCGGAAUAUCUGCAUUGCUAAUGAGCUGUCUACUUUUACUUUGAGGCCGUCCGUGAUGUAAUUCCUUUUUGUACGCUGUCGUUUUGUUUACAACACUAUGCAAUUAUAAAAACAGCGGUGUUAAUUGUAAAUUACGCUGUACAUAAUUUGAGUAUUUCGAGCUAUUCUUUCUCCAUGGCUGCAGCCGCUGUUUAUAUGUUAUGUUCAGCGCUCGAUUCGGGGCUUAAACCCCUUAAGCCACAAAGAGCGUAAUAAGUACAAAUUGGUCAUCGUAUUUGUGCUGGUGGUGAAUUUGAAAUUUGCAAACGCAACAGAUAGAAGAUCUACUGACAGAAGUUGCCUCUCGAAAUUUGAAAAAAAGAAGAUAGACAUGUGACGCAAAUCUUAUUCCAGCUGCGACGUAGCGAGUUUCCGCUUUAUUUUUCUCAUUUUUUUGGAGUGAUUAAGGUUUUGUCGCGUAUCCUCGGCGCUUAUCUGUGAAAGGUUGGGACCCCCCGCCCGCGCCCCUCCAAGUUCAGUGCACUUCGCGCGCGUGCGCAUGUUCUUUGCACACUGCACUAGACUUGCCGUCAGGUGUUGUGGUGUCCGCCGGUGGUUUCCGGGACUUUCACGGCUUUCACUUUCAGCUGCGGCAAUGCCGAGCACCGUGGAGAAGUCGUUCCAGCCUUACCACAUCACCGAAGAGUCAGCGACGAUGCGUACCGAAUUCAGGAUCCGUGCUCGGAACAGAUCGUAUGAAGGUCUCACGAAGGAGACCGAGGGUCAGUGGAAAGGCCCAUUUUUCUUCAUCCAGGCAGCGGACACGCAGUUUGGCAUGAUUGAGUCAUACCUGGAGAAAAAGCCAAACCCACAAUGGGACAAGGAAAUAGCGCUCACCGAAAAAGCUGUUGAGGCUGUCAAUCGGAUGGAGCCGAAGCCGCGGUUCUUUGUUGUCUGUGGAGACCUCGUGGACGCCAUGCCUGGGGAUCAGCUGAAGCCGGCGCAGGAGGCGGACUAUAAGCGGGUCUUCUCAAGGAUGAGCAGUGAAGUGCCACUUGUGUGCAUCUGUGGCAACCACGACAUUGGCAAUCAGCCGACACCUGCCACUGUUGGUGCCUACAAGAACAGCUUUGGCGAUGACUACUUUGCCUUCUGGUGUGGUGGCGUAAUGUGCAUUGUCCUCAACUCGCAGUUCUAUGAGGACCCAUCCCUUGUGCAAGAGCUGGCGCAAGAGCAGGAUGUGUGGCUGGACCAGCAGCUGGCUGAAGCCCAGCAGACAAAUGCCAAGUAUGUGCUAGUCUUCCAGCACAUCCCCUGGUUCCUGUGCAGGUUUGACGAGGAGAAGGAGUACUUCAACAUCGUGCUGGAACUGAGGCUACGCAUGCUCGAGAAGUUCCACCAAGCUGGUGUGCGUGCCAUCUUCUGCGGCCACUACCAUCGUAAUGCUGGCGGCUUUUACAAGGACAUGGAGUUGGUUGUGACCUCCGCCAUUGGAGCACAGCUCGGCAAUGAUGGUCACGGACUUCGUGUUGUGAAAGUUGGCGAAGACAAGAUCGAGCACCACUACUACAUGUUGGACGACAUCCCAAGAACGGUCGAUGCUUCUGUUGGACGCAUUUCGCGACCAUCUGACCCCGGAGUCGACAAGCCCUUUGAAGCCAAUCUCCGACAGGAGUACGAAGAGUGGGUGCGCAACCAUGACCGGAAGAAGAUGCCAACGGAAAAGCUGCAGAAAGCGUCACCAUCAACCAUCGCAAAGUGGAUUUCGGACGCGUGGAAGAGGGUCCAAGUGGACGUUGUGGUCAAAUCAUUUAAGAAGUGCUCGGUCACAAACAACUUCGACGGAAUGGAAGACGACCUGCUGUUUGAUACCGAGGGCAACGGUUCAAGUGGUGCGACGAACUCGAGUGGCAGUGAUAGUGACUGAGCAUCCUACACAAGCGGUAGGUUCACUGUCUGCACCAAUUUUUCUUUUGAAUGUUUGCAAAAUAAAAUGUUAUUUCUCACA